Messenger RNA from Polypterus senegalus (gray bichir), 785 nucleotides. RefSeq names its product smx5 (gene lsm2). Gene Ontology annotation, molecular function: RNA binding. Bases 10 to 378 code for a protein of 122 amino acids. The record is from RefSeq and is a predicted model, not a curated record. Gene Ontology annotation, cellular component: U6 snRNP; catalytic step 2 spliceosome; Lsm1-7-Pat1 complex. NCBI's taxonomy places the organism in Eukaryota, Metazoa, Chordata, Cladistia, Polypteriformes, Polypteridae. The transcript has 5 exons. Gene Ontology annotation, biological process: mRNA splicing, via spliceosome.
CAUCACUAAAUGAUAUCAAUUGGUCAGUUCAACUGUCGCGAUUUGUCAGUCAUAAGUGCAUGUGAGGCGCAGAUCUCGGCUUUUUUGAAAAUGUUGUUCUACUCAUUUUUUAAGUCCUUAGUUGGGAAGGAUGUGGUGGUGGAACUAAAGAAUGAUUUAAGUAUCUGUGGCACUCUUCACUCAGUUGACCAGUAUCUGAACAUCAAACUAACAGACAUUAGUGUUACUGACCCAGAAAAGUACCCACACAUGCUGUCCGUGAAGAACUGCUUCAUUCGAGGAUCAGUAGUACGGUAUGUUCAGCUUCCUGCUGAUGAGGUGGAUACCCAGUUACUUCAAGAUGCAGCACGAAAGGAGGCUGUGCAGCAAAAGCAGUAGAUUUGUUUGUUUUUUGUUUCUUUUGGAUUAGAAAUACAUUAUUUCUUGAACAGCAUAAUCAGUUUUUGUAUGUUUAAUUCAUUUAUACUAUUCUCCUCACCUUCCCACUCCCACAAGUAUUAAAAAGAACAAUCCAAUUGAAAUGUUUGUUUAUAAUGUUAUGUUGCAAUACUUUUUUUUUGUUAAUCCCAGCAUUGUAUUCUGUUAAGUAAAUUCAGUUUGAUUUUUGAAAUAAAAUACAGAUAAAGAGAAGAGCUGUUACAUUAACAUGUUUUUUAGUUCUGUAUUUUUCCCCCAAAUAUUUUGUUUAUUAGAUUUAUCUAUCCUUUUUUUCAAUCCUUCUUCACUAUGGUUAUCAGUUAUGCAUUUAGCUAAAACAAGUGUGUGAUGCUUGUAUAAAAAAAAAA